Messenger RNA from Anguilla rostrata (American eel), 1814 nucleotides. It is a transcript of the gene grhprb, whose product is annotated as glyoxylate reductase/hydroxypyruvate reductase b. Gene Ontology annotation, molecular function: hydroxypyruvate reductase (NADH) activity; glyoxylate reductase (NADPH) activity; NAD binding. Gene Ontology annotation, cellular component: cytosol. The coding region runs from base 100 to 1173 and encodes 357 amino acids. NCBI's taxonomy places the organism in Eukaryota, Metazoa, Chordata, Actinopteri, Anguilliformes, Anguillidae. The record is from RefSeq and is a predicted model, not a curated record. The transcript is spliced from 9 exons.
CCAGUUUGACGUAGACACUGGGAGUGGAGACUAGUUCCGAAGUCCCCGUGUAACGCAUUACCUUUCUGCGCUCCCCGUCUGUCGCUAUUCCGCUCUGCAAUGUGGUGUAGCAGAGUGUCGCUCCGCAGGCUCCAGCGCAUUGCCGUCGCGCCGCUCAACGCGUCCAGUCCGGUGAUCUCCAUGCAGAGAGCGAGCUCAACGUUACCCCGGGUGUACGUUACCCGCAAAAUUCCUCCAGAAGGGCUGAGGAUUCUCAGUGAAUCGGGCCAAGUUCAGUAUGAGCUGUGGGACUCGGACGACCCCGUGCCCCGGCAAGAGCUGCUGAGAAGGGUGAGGGGGGUGGACGGCCUGGUCUGUGUGCUGACGGAGAAGAUCGACGGCGAGCUGCUGGAUGCUGCAGGUCCCAAUCUUAGAGUGCUGAGCACCAUGUCUGUGGGUUAUGACCACCUGUCUCUAGAGGAACUGAAGAAGAGAGGGAUACGAGUGGGCUACACCCCCGACGUCCUGACCGACGCCGUCGCCGAACUGACCGUGGCGCUGCUGCUCACCACCUCCCGCCGGCUGAUCGAAGCCACGCACGAGGCCAAAACGGGUGGCUGGGGGACCUGGCGGACCAUGUGGUUGUGUGGAUAUGAACUGGCCAACAGCACGGUGGGGAUCCUGGGCCUGGGCAGGAUUGGCGUGGCCAUCGCGGAGCGCCUGAAGCCCUUCAAGGUGCAGAAGUUCAUCUACACAGACGUGGCGCCGAGACCCGAACUGGCCAGAACCAUACAGGCGGAGUACGUGUCAAUGGAGGAACUGGCCAAGCAGUCAGACUUCCUGGCUGUGUGCUGUGCUCUGACUCCUGAGACGCAGGGCAUCUGCAACAGGAAGCUCUUCUCACAGAUGAAGAACACUGCAGUCUUCAUCAACACCAGCAGAGGAGGUGUGGUGAACCAGGAGGACCUGUACGAGGCUCUGUCCAGCGGGCAGAUCGCCGCGGCAGGGCUGGACGUGACCACGCCCGAGCCCCUGCCCACCAGCCACCCCCUCUUCACACUGAAAAACUGCGUGAUCCUGCCCCACGUUGCCAGCGCUUCCUAUUCCACGCGUAACGCCAUGUCCGCCCUGGCCGCCAAUAACCUGCUGACCGGCCUGAGGGGGGAGCCAAUGCCGAAGGAGCUGAAGCUGUAGGUCUCGCGCUGUACACAGAACGUGGGACGCAAAACGAGGGCGCCCUCUGCUGUCCGUAUGUUAGAACUGCCACCAUGUGUCGUCCCGCCUGUCUUCUCUGGCUCGUGUCAUCUUUCUAAGAUAAAAAUAACGAUGCUGCGUCCAGAACUUCUUUAAAAUUGAACCAUGUACAAAUCUGAACUGUUUGCUGGACAACAUUUUGGAUUAUUCGUUAGGACGACUAAGAAAAAGUCACGUAUAGUCUGAUAUAUAUUUAUUAUAUAUAUAAUUUUAAUUUUAUAUAAAAAUAAUAAUAUCUGUAUGCAGUAUAAAAUACAGCAAAAGUACUAUUACUAAACAAAUUCGACAAUAUAUGUUUUAUUAUUGUGAAAGAGUUCAGAAGAAUAUUAGAAUACCAUGACUGUUGACUUCAAAGACCGUACGACAGACUGAUAACUAUUAAGCCAAUCAGACAUGUAUUAGGAGUACCAGUGACAUAUAAAUGAAACACAUGGAAAGGGCCACAAACUGCGCAAAUAUGUGUAUAGACUUCUCUCCUACGGUGGAAAUAACGUGGGCGAAAUGUACAAUUUGUUGAACCUCGAGGCUGCGUCCUCUUGCAAGUUGCUACUCUAAUAAAAUCGUAUACAGGACGAUAAAAA